Esox lucius (northern pike) is the source of this 4540-nucleotide messenger RNA. It is a transcript of the gene gigyf1a, whose product is annotated as GRB10 interacting GYF protein 1a. Bases 1168 to 4425 code for a protein of 1085 amino acids. Lineage: Eukaryota; Metazoa; Chordata; Actinopteri; Esociformes; Esocidae. Gene Ontology annotation, molecular function: protein binding. The record is from RefSeq and is a predicted model, not a curated record. The transcript is spliced from 25 exons. Gene Ontology annotation, biological process: insulin-like growth factor receptor signaling pathway.
GACAGAAUAUCCACAAUAAUACUUUGUGCAUUACGUAUCAUAGUUGUUACAGUGCUAUGAUCUGUGUAUCCUCUUUGUGCACAACACACGUGUAGUGUUCGUGUAUAGCUCAAUUACCGAGCCACUACAGUGUAUUUCUAAAAUGCAUUAUCGGCUUCAACCAAAUAAGUAAAUAAUAACAAUAUGUUAACAUGCUGUCCACGCCGGGUGGUUCGUAUUUCUGCUUCGUCUUAAAAUAGCAUACCGAGCUAACAUAGACCAAAACCUACUCGUAACACAAACCAAUGAUAAGUCACGUGGUGCGAGUAGGGUGGCCAUCUUUCUCUGAAAACACAAACAACAAGAGUAGCGAGCAGAGUACAUCAACACGCAGCGGCCGUACGAAGAGGGAAAAUAAACACGACUUCAUGAGACUCUCUGUACCGUUCUGUUGGAGGAGGACGUUUACAUACCGAGAAAGUAAACCAGUGUAUAUUAAUUAAAACCGAAGAUUGUACACAAAAUAAGGAUUUUGAGGAAUAAACAACAUUGCUUCAGAAAGCAGUUUGAAAGGAGGCGGACAGGAAACAAAGGUGUGGUCACCUGGAGGGUCACGGUCAAGCCACGUUUCAGUUGGAGAGAGACCGGCAGGAGGAGAGCAGGGAGGGCAGGAAGAAGUGUGCUUGUGGCGUCUGCCCCUGGCAGCUGUUCCAGCAGCCUGUUUCUGAUGUUUUUUUUGUCCCCUGCGUUUUGAUUGAAAACGUGAACAAUCUUCUUUCUUUUUUUAUGUCUGAUGUAAUAUUUCUGCUGUUGUGAUCAUUUAUCGUUACUAUCAAUAGAGUUUUAUUUAGUUUGUUUUGACGACUCGUUGUCGGAUUAUUCCAGUUUCUUUGUUCUCGUUGUUUUUUUUUUUACAACUGUCCCCUCAUCCCAGGGCUGUGAGCAGAGGCUUCUUCCGUACUGACCUCUUAACUAAACCAGUACUUUACCCCUCCCCCAUGCACACCUGACACGGGCAGCUAUUCUCUAUCUCUGUGUGUUUUUGGGGAGCUCUGUGAUCACAGCUGUUUCAGCACCACUCAGCCUUUUCACCUAAGCCUAACUAAGCCAAUCCAGCCUGGUCCAGCCCAGUUCAACCUGGUCCACUCUUCUGGACAGGAUACUCAGCUCCAUAAAGACGUAAGGAAUAUGACUGCUGAGACACUUAACUUCGGCCCAGAAUGGCUCCGUGCACUAUCCAGCGGGGGGAGCGUGACGUCCCCCCCACCCUCCCCUGCCAUGCCAAAGUACAAGUUGGCCGAGUAUCGCUACGGCCGAGAGGAGAUGUUAGCACUUUAUAUCAAAGACAACAAGGUCCCAGAGGACAUGCAGGAUAAGGAGUUUGCUGCUGUUCUGCAGGAUGAGCCCAUGCAGCCACUGGCCCUGGAACCACUCACUGAGGAGGAGCAGAGGAACUUCUCCAUGUCUGUGAACAGUGUGGCUGUGCUGAGGCUCAUGGGUAAAGGGGGCGGAGUUGCCCCAGCGGGAGUGGCCCGGGGCAGAGGUGCCACGCGAGGAGGCGGCCGAGGGCGUGGCCGAGGAGAGAGUGGAGGAUUCUACCAAAGAAGUAUUGAGGAGGGAGAGGUGGGCUUUGGCCGUGGGGCCAGAGAGAUCCACCGUAGCCAGAGUUGGGACGACCGGGGUGAAAGGAGGUUUGAGAAGCCAGUUCGUGCCAGGGAGGGGGUGCGUGUGUUCGAGGAAGCCACUGGUGCCCCUGUCCAGGGGGUACCAAGGAAGGACUACACGCGGUCAGACAGUGAGAACUGGCGAACCCUCCGUGAGGAGCAAGAGGAGGAGGAGGGGGCUGACCCAGGAGGCAGUUGGAGACUGGCAGGAGCACGUAGACUGGAUGACGGCGGGCCCCGCUCUGCGGGCUGGCGGGAACACGACGGGCCAGGGGAGGGACGCCGCAAGAAGUUUGAUUUUGACUUCCGCGACGGCGGGGGUCGUCGGCGUGCCGGGAGCGAAGGGUUGGAGGAUGACCGAGACGGCCUGCCGGAGUGGUGCACCGACGAAGAGGACGGAGAGAUGGGCACCUUCGACGCCACCGGGGCGUUCCUCCCCGUAUCCAAGAAGGGCGGAAAGGAGGAGGAGUUUGACUUCCAGGGGAUUGAGGAGGAAGCGGAGGAGGAGGAAGUGGGGGAGAGCCUCUCUGACAUGGAAAGGAUCAUGAAUGGAGGAGAACGGGCAGCUGGACAGGAAUCAGCCAGUGACGGGGAGGUGAAGAACAGAAGCAGCCCCCCCUCGUCCUCCUCCCCCCCCGCCCUCCUCUCUGCCCCGCCAGCCCUGGGGCUCAACCCCUCCGCCGCGAACCCCCCCGCCGCGAACCCCCCAAUGCCCGAGCUGUCGCUCACUGUGGCCGAGCUGGAGGCCUCUCAGAUGGCCAACAGCCAGCCUGCCCCUGCUAAGACCAGUAAGAUGCCAAGUGAAGUCGUUCCCGAAGGCUCGCCAACAGGGGGCUCCACCUCCCUGCUGAGCCCCAGCACUUCCUCCAGUCUGCUUUCACCGCCUCCCUCCUCCGCUGCUACCCAUCUACCCCCGCCAUCGGGGGGUGACACUGAGGACGACGAGGGCAUGAAGCACCUACAGCAGGAGGCGGAGAAGAUGGUGGCGUCCCUGCAGGACACAUCCCUGGAGGAGGAGUGUUUCACUCAGACUCUGCAGGAGAUCAGAAACACGGCCGCCGCUCUUCCCCUUUCCCACGACGCAGCCAUGAAGUGGUUUUACAAGGACCCCCAGGGAGAAAUCCAGGGCCCGUUCACCACCAUGGAGAUGUGCGAGUGGUUCCAGGCAGGUUACUUCACCAUGUCCCUGUUGGUGAAGAGGGGCUGCGACGAGGGCUUCCAGCCACUGGGCGACGUCAUUAAGAUGUGGGGGCGAGUGCCUUUUGCCCCGGGACCCUCCCCGCCGCCCCUGCUGGUGAGACCCCCCCCACCGCGCCCUCUGCCGCUGCCGCCCCGGGGGCCUGCUAGGAGCGCUUACGAUGUGUGUUCCUCCCAGGGGAGCAUGGAUCAGGAGCGUCUGAAGAAGCAGCAGGACCUGGCGGCGGUGGCUCUCUAUCAGCAGCUCCAGCAGCAGCAGCUCUUCCAGCUCAUCAACAGGUGUGGAGAUCAGGGCAUGAUGCCUUCGAUGAACAGGUCCAUGUCAGUGCCGGAAACUGGCUCCAUGUGGGACAUGCAUACCUCAGAUUCACAGCAGUCAGGCGGUGAAGCCAGUCUAUGGGACAUAACAAUGAAUUCUUCAACUCAGGUUCCUACUCUUGAACAGCUUCAGAAGCUCCAGCAGGACAGGAGAGAGGCUGAACUCAGGGCGAAGCGCGAGGAGGAGGAGCAGCGCAAGAGGAGGGAGGAAAGGAGGAAGCAGGAGGAGCAGAAGAGGAGGGAUGAGGAGGAGCUCUUCAGACGCAAACAGUGUCGCCAGCAGCAGGAGCUGCUAAUGAAGCUCCUCCAACAGGCCCCGCUGCAGGGUUCUGGGGUGGGGUCUGGCUGGGGCUCUGGGGGGCCCACUGGGGGCCUGAAUAAGCCAGGAGCCAAGGGCCUCAGUCUGUUGGACAUGCAGGAUGCAGAGAGGCUCAUCAAACAGCAGCAGAGAGAACGCCACCAGGGAAUGUCCAUGGGGGGUUCCUCAAUGGGGCAGUGGAGCGACGGAGGGGCUGUCCCUGGGGGCCUGUGGGGCGGCGGAGGGGGGAUGGAGGGUAAGACUGGGGGGGGGUCCGGAGGGGGCAUGGGCCUGUGGGAUGAGGUGGUGAAGAACCAGGGCCGAUCCAGCAGCAUGCAGGCCCUGAAGAACAGUCGCAGCAGCCCCUCACUCAGUGAUCAGUACAUGCUGAGCCGUAGGAAGCAGCGGACGGAGGACGAGGACAAGCUGCUGAAGCUGCUGCAGGGCAUCAAGGCCCCUCAGGACGGAUUCACCACCUGGUGUGAACAGAUGCUGCACGCCCUCAACACCCAGGCCAACAACCCAUCCUCCCCACUGGACGUGUCCACCAUUGUGGCGUACCUGAAGGAGGUGGAGUCUCCCUAUGAGGUGCUGGACUUCAUCCGCUCCUACCUUGGAGACACCAUGGAAGCCAAAGAGUUUGCCAAGCAGUUCCUGGAGCGCCGUGCCAAACAGAAACAGAACCACCAGAGGCAGCAGCAGCAGCAGCUGUCAAAAGAAGUAGCAGGGCUGACCAUGAACAACUUCCCUCUUCAGGACUCCAUGCGGGUGGUGAAUCCCAGUGCCCUGCAGUCCAUGUUCCAGGCGGCCCAGAUGAGUAAGGGUGGGAUGUAUGACUCCCAAGGGAGCAUGAAGAAGAAGAAACAGCCUGUGAUGCUGCACUCUGACCCCAGCAUCCUAGGGUACUCAUUCCACAAUGCAGGCGAGCGUCUAAGCCUGAAUGAGAUGGAGAUGGUGGAGGAUUACUGAUCCCAGAUCAACAGCAAUAGCUACUACCUGAGGCCUUCUGUCUACUAAUCAGACAAACCUGACAACGAAUGUGCACUGCUGGGGGACAUGGGGAGGAACGGGUGGGGGGAAUGGG